Molecule: messenger RNA, 4675 nt
Organism: Harpegnathos saltator (Jerdon's jumping ant)
Lineage: Eukaryota; Metazoa; Arthropoda; Insecta; Hymenoptera; Formicidae
Gene: PAN2
Product: PAN2-PAN3 deadenylation complex catalytic subunit PAN2
Exons: 21
Coding region: 514-4443 (1309 amino acids)
Biological process (GO): mRNA processing; nuclear-transcribed mRNA poly(A) tail shortening
Cellular component (GO): P-body; PAN complex
Molecular function (GO): nucleic acid binding; poly(A)-specific ribonuclease activity; protein binding
Source: RefSeq, a predicted model, not a curated record
UUCGCUGCAACAUGGAGGGCGUCCGCCUCCGGAUCGUCUCCAGUGAGAGUCUCUAGAUCGCAGUAGAUCCUUGCUCACGAAACGCGCGGAGGAGCACAAUCAUGAAUUAGAGAGCGAACGCGCGGCAUUACGUUGGUCUCUUAAGCGCGGGACGGUGCUCCACGAGGCACGUAUCACGUGCCGCGGUUCCUCCACAUUCCGUAUUCGCGAUCCUUGUCCAGCAAAUUCGUUCGACCGCUUGCGUGCGCUCCGCCAAGUGUUUCGCUUGUUGCACAGUUGCCAAGGCGACUGCGACGUACGUGCGGGUGCGUGUCCCGAUUUUACGUACGUGCGCGUCCGUGUGCGUGCAUGCGUUCGUCGUCCUCGUGGUCGUUCGACGCGUGCACAUGUAGUGCUAUGCUAAUAGACCGAUCGCAGUUAGAACGCCGAUCCUCGCACCGCGUCAGCGUCGUCCUUGGCGCAUCGGCGCUCAGUGGCGCGAUUAUCUGAAGAAACGUUGCGCUCGUUGUUAUUAUGGACUACCCGGUGUUGGGCCACUACGAUCCUACCGUAGAGGCCACGGCCAGUAGCACCUGCGAGGACCAGCAAGAGCUGCUGUGGGAAGGAACUAAUUAUGUCUUGCCCGGAGAUGAGUAUGUACCUGCAGCGGAGCAGUUUGGAGAAGAUUUUGCUGGGGCUGAGUUUCGUGAGACUAGAACGUUGCUCGCCGAUGGCGGGGACAGAUUUGGAGUUUCCACUGCCACUUUCGAUACAGUUGAGGAGCUUAUGUGGAUGGGAAAUCAAGGGGGUCAUGUAACAUCUUACUAUGGGCCUGGUUUGCAAAAGUAUACCUCUUUUCAAGUUCAUGCUACCCAAGAGAUACGGCAUAUUCAUCCUGUGGAUGAGGGUAUCUUAGUGUUAUCGCAGAGUCAACUAAGAUGUCAAUUGCGGCGGGGCAUACCCAUAUUUACGCACACGUCAGUAAACAUGAACGAUAUGCAGUGUAUGUUACAAAUCUCUCCAACUAGACUUCUUAUGGGCGGACACCAGGAAAAGAUAAUAGAUUUUAAUCUCACUACAGGGAAAGAAACUGAAUUAGUACAAGUAGGGGAGCAUGGUUGUGCGAUAUUGCGGCAACACAGUAGACUUAUUUGCGCAGGAAAUCCCGCAGGGAGGAUAGAUCUCAGGGACCCAAAUACAUUAACGGUAGAACAUACUUUCGAUACGCAUGGCAGUUCCCUCAGUGAUUUCGAUGUCCAGGGCAAUUAUCUCGUUACUUGCGGAUUCAGCAAUAGCCGUCAAGGUCUUGUUGUUGAUCGAUUUUUAAUGGCCUAUGAUCUGAGACAAAUGAGAGCAUUAAGUCCUGUCACCACCACGGUGUAUCCACUCUUGUUGAGAUUUCUACCGAGUUAUUCGAGUCGUCUCGCGGUAGUCUCGUCAAUAGGACAAAUGCAGUUCCUCGAUACGAUAUAUGCAAAUGUACAGCCACCAAUGACACGUCUCUAUCAGGUUGCUACUGGGGGUGCGAUGAUAUUAUCAUUUGACGUAGCUUCGACAUCUCAGUUGCUCUGCUUCGGAGAUUCGGCUGGUUCUAUACACCUAAUGUCAACUAACAACCCAGAACCUCAAUUUAAUACGUUUUCUAGGCCUACGGAAUUUGCCGAUCCGGUCGAGACAUUGCAACCUAUUCCUUUUGAUGAUGAUGUUACACCACUUAGUACAAUACCAAUUAUGUAUUCUGAACAACCACUUCUAAGUGAUUGGCCGGAAGAAUUUCUAAAAAAAGUUUAUAGGAAAACUCCGCCGAUCGAUCCCGAGAUUUUGCGCACAAUGAAGAUGCAGGGAACAAUCGGAUACGCACCGAAUCCUCAGGCUUUUCGCAGAAAUCAAGUACAAUACGAUUUGGAAAAACGACGCGGCUUUGUCGCGAAGCUUUUCGCAGGGGACUCACGGUCUAAAACAGACGACGGUGCCUUCGUAGCGAUACCCAAGCGUUAUCGUAAGAUCGAGUUGAAGUAUUCACGCCUUUACGGUUACGACGACUUCGAUUUCGAUCAGUACAAUCGUACCAGCUUCUGCGGCCUGGAAGCCACGCUGCCCAACAGUUAUUGCAACGCUAUGCUGCAGUUACUAUAUUACUGUGAGCCUGUGAGGCUAGCGUUGCUCUCGCACUCGUGCCAACGAGAAUUUUGUCUCUCUUGCGAGCUGGGCUUCUUGUUCCACAUGUUGGACACUUCGCGAGGAUUGCCCUGCCAAGCCGCGAAUUUCCUCAGGGCUUUUAGGACAGUGCCUGAGGCGGCGGCUUUAGGACUCAUACUGAGCGAUUUGCACUCGGAAGCUAAGAAAAAGAUCAGCUUGAUCAGGCUCAUACAGAGUUGGAAUAGAUUUAUCCUACAUCAGAUACAUUAUGAGAUCCUGGAAACUAAGAAGCGACAGCAAGAGGAACAAGAGGCGGCACGGCUCAAGUCGGGAUCCAAGUAUCCGCCGUUUGUCUAUAAUGAACAGGAUUUCCCGAGUAUCCUCGAGGACCUCGGUUCUCGGUAUAGAAGCCACGACGACGAGAGGAGAAGGAGACGGAAGCAAGAGGAGGAUGGUAAAUAUAUGUGGAUCACAUCGAAAGAUAAGAACACCAAAAAAUCCGCCGAAGAGAACGAAGUGCGGGACGAAGAAACAGAGAUCAGUCGUCUAUUUGGAUCCGAACAAAUGCACAUACAUCUCUGUCUCAAAUGUGGGCAAGAAGCUACAAAACAUUCCAUCAUGUUGCUGUCUAAUUUAGUUUAUCCGGAAAUAGUCAAUCCCUCUGAAGAAGUUCCGUUCACGAGUGUUCUUGCCCGCAGUUUAAGACCCGAGAAAAUUACACCCGCAUGGUGUGACAAUUGCCAGAAAUUUAUACCCACUCUCCAGUCUCGACAAUUGACUAAACUACCUCAAAUACUGGCUCUAAACUGCGGCUUAGAUACUCAGCAGGACAAGGCAUUCUGGCAGAAUCAGAUGGAUAUCGUGGUGCAGAAAGUGUUGGCCGGGAAGGAAAUUAGUCCCUGUUCGAGUCCCGUGCCCAUUACCGCCAAGCCCUGUCGAUACGGCAACAACUGUACUCGAGUUGGGUGUCGGUUCAGGCACGUUGGUCGCGACUCAGAAGCAGAUAGAGUUUUACCGUCACCCACGACUUCAUCGGCGUCACCUCCUAGUCAUUUGUAUUACUCGCAUUCUUGGAUACCGCACAACAUCGAGAUCUCACUUGACGAAAACGGCGAGCUGUCUGUGCGGAAAUUGAACAGCUCGCCGAACGAGUCGAACAAUGGCACAUCUUCGAAAGCGAACGUGGUAGUGGAGAACGGUCGAGACGACAACAAAGUACAAAUAGUCGGCGAGGACAACAACGAUGGCGAGGAGGGCGAUGCGAACAGCAACGGGGCCGAGGCGAGAAGUACAAAUCUGGGAAUUUCCAUUAAUCCUCAAAAAAUACAAUACAGUCUCAGCGCCGUUGUUUGUUACGUUGACGACAAGACCAACGAGGAGCGGAGGAACAUCGUGGCGCUCUUGCAGGUUGGACCGAAUUAUCACGAGCGACUGUCGGGCAGCGCAGUGUCGCAAUGGUACAUCUUCAACGACUUUUGCAUAUCGGCGGUGACGCCGCAGGAAGCAGUGUGGUUCAAUCUGGACUGGAAGAUACCUUGCGUGCUUCAUUACACAGCGAUACCGGCUCCCGAACCAACACCAUUUGUCAAUCCGCUCACUUACGACGUGUUUGGGGAAGAUAAGUGCAUCGCUCGCAGCGGUGGCACCAGAGGCAUCACGUUCACUCCACUGUCGUCGGAUGAAAUGCCUCAGAAAGGAGAGUUGGUGGGAAUCGACGCAGAGUUCGUCACAUUAAAUCAGGAAGAAUCCGAGCUGCGGAGUGAUGGGAAAAUGUCGACCAUAAAACCGAGCCACAUGUCGGUCGCGCGAAUCACGUGUAUACGCGGACAAGGCCCGUUGGAAGGUACACCGUUCAUAGACGAUUACAUAAGCACUCAGGAACAGGUGGUUGACUACCUUACCAAAUUCAGCGGGAUACAGCCAGGCGAUUUAGAUGCGAACUUCAGUAGCAAGCAUCUUACUACUUUGAAAUCAACGUAUCAAAAAUUGAGAUUUCUAGUGGACAACGGUAUCAUCUUCGUCGGACACGGUUUGAAGAAUGAUUUUAGGGUGAUAAAUAUGGUAGUACCAUCGGAGCAAAUAGUGGACACGGUAUUGUUGUUCCACUUGCCUCGACAUCGUAUGGUGUCGUUACGCUUUUUGACUUGGCAUUUCCUAGGCAAGAAGAUUCAAUCCGAGACUCAUGAUUCAGCGGAGGACGCGCGAGCGGCUCUGGAAUUGUACCGCAAGUACAAAGAAUUGGAGAGCUCGGGACAAUUGGCGGAGACGCUCAAGGAACUCUACGAAGUGGGCACGCAAUUGCAAUGGAAAGUUCCUGAUAGCUGAUACGAGGAUAAUGCAUCUAACGAUUUAGACGAUAAGAUUAAUUUUAAUGGUGAUCAUGACGAAUAGGUGAUACGAACGUUUUUUUUAACGUUCGUUCGUUCAGCAUCACACAAAGGGAAGGGAGAAACGGGACAAUUUCGAAGAGGGUUCAAACGCCAUUUACGUUCGAUCAAGUAUAUUGACAUUUAUAGUCCAAUUUGGAUGAAAGAUGGGAAAAAAGAAAUUUAUUUAA